Messenger RNA from Zerene cesonia (dogface butterfly), 972 nucleotides. Its product is annotated as potassium channel AKT3-like. The transcript has 6 exons. NCBI's taxonomy places the organism in Eukaryota, Metazoa, Arthropoda, Insecta, Lepidoptera, Pieridae. Gene Ontology annotation, molecular function: protein binding. Bases 1 to 972 code for a protein of 323 amino acids. The record is from RefSeq and is a predicted model, not a curated record.
AUGAAUGGAAAGCAAACACCUAAUAUAAGUAAAAGUUUAGAUGAAACACAGACUAAGAAUAUAGUGACUACGACUACCGCUUCUACGAGCCAACCAGAAGAAGAUGUCCAAUCCACGGCGAGGGCAACCAAUAAUGGAUCUGAAAUACAAUGUUCCACAAAGAACAUGUUUGUAGAACCUGAAAUAUCGGAGCAUUCAUUGGACUUACACAUUCCAUCCUACCCUGGAUCUCCUAGAUCAUUAGAUAUUGGAUCUGGCCAUUCAUAUGAAUCAGAACAUUAUCAUAAUAAUCCUCAACUGAGGGAAGCCAUCGAGUUCCUUCAUGCGGACAAGGAUUUACUUAUAGCUGCUGAAACUGGCAACGAUCAGCUAUUAGAAAUUAUUUUAAGACGAUCCGAUACGCACAUUCAAGAAAUGGACCAUUUGGGAAGAAAUGCUCUCCAUCUAGCUGUCUGCUCUGGCAAUAUUCGUGCAGUUGAAAUGCUAUUAAAGGCCGGAGUUAAUCCAAACAUUAAGGAUAGUGUUGGCAUGACACCUCUAUCUCUUUGUUUAAUGAGGAGACCAUCGUUAGCAGUGGCACAACUACUAUUUGAUUACGGCGCCAAGAUAUUACCGCGAUCAAACCCAAUGGAUACUGGGUUAUUCAUUCAAUUUGUAAUGAUGUCAACUCCAACUGAUGAAGAAUCCAAAAUACUACGACUCCUUGUUGCUAAAGGUGCUCUUAUAAAUGACCCCAAGGCCCCUGGUGGUCGGCAAGCCUUACAUUUUGCUGCUAUGAAUAAUAAUUGCACACUUAUACGAAUUCUCAUGGAAUUAGGAGCGUAUUUGUUUGCAACUAACCACAGAAAUGAAACACCCAGAGAAGUUGCUGCUACCUUUGAUUGUGUUCAAGCUUAUAAAUUACUAACUGAAUUAGAGGAUAUUGCUUUACAAAGUCCUUCGACGACAUUUUUUCGAUUAAAUAACGACUAG